Thunnus maccoyii (southern bluefin tuna) is the source of this 4506-nucleotide messenger RNA. RefSeq names its product solute carrier family 25 member 16 (gene slc25a16). Gene Ontology annotation, biological process: transmembrane transport. Gene Ontology annotation, cellular component: mitochondrial inner membrane. Bases 378 to 1340 code for a protein of 320 amino acids. The transcript is spliced from 11 exons. Lineage: Eukaryota; Metazoa; Chordata; Actinopteri; Scombriformes; Scombridae. The record is from RefSeq and is a predicted model, not a curated record.
UCGGCCAGAAGUUGUCAGUCGUCUGCGGGCGAAGGGCACGGAUGUGGUUACAUGAGUCUUGAAAGUGCCUAACACUCAUCUAUAACUGCAAUUUUUCAUCAGGUUUUUGUAACUGAAACACUGAACGACGACCUCAACGGCACGAUACUACCCGGUGUCCCAUGGUAACGCGAGAUUUUAACGGCCAGGAUUCAGUAAAGAAACAACAAGCUGGAGAAGAAAUAGAUGAAUUCAUCCAAGCGAUCCUUCUCUUUGCUGUUUGUGCGCUUCUAACGCUUUUGAUUAUCUUCUGGAUUCACAAGAUCAUGAGAUCACGCAAGUGUGACAAACCACCUGGUGCAUCAGCCAUGGAUGCAGCAGAUUCCUGAACAGACAGAAUGUCAUCGGAGGCUGCGGUCUCCACACCUACUGCCAUAAGCAAUACCUCAACCAAGAGAGACUACUACUGGCUUCGCUCCUUUGUAGCUGGAGGUGUAGCAGGAUGCUGUGCCAAGACGACCAUCGCUCCUCUGGACAGAAUCAAGAUUCUGCUUCAGGGUCAGAACCCCCACUACAAACAUCUGGGAGUGUUUUCUACUCUCAGAGCUGUGCCAAAGAAAGAAGGCUUCCUUGGCUUGUACAAGGGUAAUGGGGCAAUGAUGGUUAGGAUAUUUCCUUAUGGGGCCAUCCAGUUCAUGGCCUUUGACAAUUAUAAAAAGCUGCUAAGUAAACAGCUGGGGAUCUCUGGACACAUUCACCGCCUCAUGGCAGGAUCUAUGGCAGGGAUGUCUGCGGUGAUUUGCACCUAUCCUCUGGACAUGGUUCGAGCCAGGCUGGCCUUCCAGGUGAAAGGAGAGCAUCGCUACACUGGAAUCGCCAACGCCUUCCACACCAUCUACCUUAAGGAGGGAGGCUUCUUGGGCUUCUACAGGGGACUCACUCCAACACUUAUUGGAAUGGCCCCUUAUGCAGGUUUUUCAUUCUUCACCUUCGGUACCCUGAAAAGCCUCGGCUUGAAACAUUUUCCCGAGAUGCUGGGACGUCCCUCCUCAGACAACCCCGAUGUCCUCAUCCUGAAAUCCUACGUCAACUUGCUCUGUGGAGGGGUUGCUGGUGCCAUCGCCCAGACAAUAUCGUACCCCUUGGAUGUGGCUAGGAGAAGAAUGCAGUUAGGAACUGUGCUUCCUGACUCUGACAAAUGUGUAUCACUGAGAAAGACCCUGUUGUAUGUGUACAACGAGUACGGGAUCAAGAAGGGAUUGUACCGAGGCCUUUCUCUCAACUACAUCCGUUGUGUCCCCUCUCAGGCUGUGGCCUUUACCACCUACGAGUUCAUGAAGCAGGCCCUCCACCUGAACUAGCUGUUGUUUUUCUACCUUCCAAGUCAUUUAGCAGAUCGACCUCAGUGCUUCCUUCAGAGUGAUCUGAGGCUCACUUGCUACAUCUUAGACCCUACAGUGUAGGCAUGGCCUUUUUUUUGUUUUGCCCUGACUUCACUGAAGGUUGUAGUUAAGUCAGUUAAUUCUGAAAGAGGAAACUUGAUCGCUGACAGAAAGGUACUCCAUCUCUGUUCUCUUUCAUCCCCUCUUACUUCCUUUUUUUGACUCACCACCUGUUAAGAGAUGAUUUACUCAACCUCUUCGACAUGUGACUUGAAUUUGAGCAACUCCCUCAUCAGUGUCUCCAUGGAUACAGCAGACAGCGGCACCUUUGGUCUGGCUUGGAUGGACGGCCCGGGGCAAUGUGUGUGUGUGUGUGUGUGUGUGUGUGUGUGUGUGUGUGUGUGUGUGUGCUCUUUAACAAUGUUGUUGGCAACACCACAGCAACACGCUGAUUGUGUAGAAGCCCCCUCGUUCACACGCUCACCUGUCUGUUUCUGCCUCUUUCCUGACCUGCCGAAGAGAUUUUAAAAUCAGCUUAAAAUGAGCAAAUUAUCAAACCCGAUUAUGUUUCUAUCAAAUUCAUUACAAAGAAGGGAACUCGGUGAUGUGAAGUUAUGUCACUCUUCUUUAUGCUUAAUCUUUGUAUCUGGUUUGAUAGUUGUGUGUCAUUGCUUCUUAGGUUAUUGUUGAAAGCUACUUUCGGACUUUUAAAAAUAAUCAGAUGAUUUCUAAUGUUUUGUUUAUUCAGGGUUUAGUGUGUCUUUAGAUAUUCGGUUGGUGCAGGUUUGGGAUGCAGUCAUUUGUUCGUGCAUCUUUGCCUUUGUCAUCUACAUGAAUUUAAAAUCAAUAUACAAAAUUAACAUUCUGUUUUUAUACAGCAGGUCUUUUUAGAGAUGACCUGGUUUACACACGAUUUCAGUUUGACAAUUUUUUUUUGCCAAACCUUGAAUGGAGCAGUUACUGUAUGUAUUUUGAAUUACUGAAAAAUUAGUUGUUUUGUUUAAUGUUCCUUAAUGUGCGCAAAGAUAGUCUGUACUUUUGUUGAAAUUGAAUUAUGUACAUCCGUGCUCUGCUGUGAUCAGAGAGGUACUUUGAGUUGUUGUGACUUCUUGAGAUGUCAGCAUUCGGAUUUAUUAUGGAUGUAGUUCUGACAUCUCCAGACAGACACACUUGAUGGAAGGGACUCAGGAGAAAUUUGCACUUCAUACUGUAACUGUAGCUUUGUCUUUUAUUUAUUGAAGUAGCUGUCUGUUGCCACUGGGUGGCGGCAUCGAACACAGAUUGUAUUGUUUACCAUCAGAGCUGGACAUAACAUUGAUACAGAUUUCACAAAUCUCUUAUCAAAUACAAAUCACAUUAUGAUCUUUAUGAUUUUGUUCCAUUUUGCUUAACCAAAGCAAAUUGUUAGACAGUGAGAGUAAUAUAUGCAGUGUUUUUAACUGGAGCUAUUGGCUGCUUGCAUUUACUGCUUCAGGAAGGAUGAGCAUUAAUUACUGAAUGAGAGGAAAGUGAUGUUCAGUCACUUUCAGUCUCAAGUGCGCCGCAGGCCUUCAGGUGAGCACCUGUGUGUGUUAGUGUGAGCCUCGUUUGAUUGUUGUACGAGUCUCUUGCCUUCUUCUGCAUUCAAUGUCUUACUUCACCAGUGAUUCCUCGUGUUUUUACUGGCAUUUCUCCAAACAUUUUGGGAGAUGACCUCAGUUUUUUAGAUGACUAUGUGAAUUGGGGGAAAUUGUAAAACAAUGGUUCCCGGCCUUUUUGUGUUGCUACUCAAAAAGGAAACAGUGCUUAGUGAACUUACAUCCAUUUAUUGCCAAUUCCAAAGAGUGUUUUUUCCCCUCUAAACCUCUCAGAUUGUUUUGAAAAGAGGCCCAAAGAGGUAAAACUACCCCAUAUCUUACAAACAAGCAGAGAUUAGAGGAAAGUACAAGCACACAUUUGUGCAAAAGAAAGCACUUCUUGUUUUCUAUCCCAUUAAUCAUGUUGUCAGAUUCAUCAUGUAACCCACUGGAGGGGUCUUGACUUCCAGGUUGGGAAUCACUGCCUCAGAAUAUUGAAAUAUACCAUGAACUGCCACAGACUACUGAACGCUCUGAAAGCUAUUUACUACAGGGGAAGUGGAGUGUAGAGAAAGUCACUUUACUCACCUCUUAGCAGCUACUCAAUUGCAUAGUUGCCACGAGAAACUACCAGAUUAAAAAAAAAAAUGUAAAAGCCACAAACCUCAAAUCCCCACAAUCGACUGAAGAAAAUAUCAAGCUGUGAAAACGUAACUUUAGAUACUUAUAUUUUGAUACACUUGUCACCAUUGAAAUGAGUCAUCAAAACCAAAGUGUUCAUUUGAGUUUCCGCUGUGGCUUAUUUUCAUAGAAUAAUUGGAAAUCACCUGGUACGUCAAAACGGCUUGAUGCCUUGCAUGUGAAUGCAUUAUUGAACAAACAUCUAAAAAUUUUGGAAUGCAUAAUUCUCCCACAAUACCUUGAAAAGUACAAGUAAAUAUGAGUCUUGAUUGCUAAUUGUAUGUAACAAUAAAUGAACCGCAGUGUCCGACUGGGUUUAAGAGUAUAAUCACACACUCUCAUUGGUGGUAAGUGGCAGCUACCAUUUGGGAAACAGAGCAACAUUUCUGCUCAUUCAUGUAUGAUACUGCAGAAACUUUCAUGCAACUGUUCUGUUGAUUUCCUUGUUUGAUCUCAUCAUAGUUAUUGCUGUUUCUCUUUUUUUUUUUUUUCAACCCUUCAAGAACAGACCAGCUCUGUUCCUGCUGCUCACUGCAACUGAUAAUUAUGUACAACAUUAAAUAUUUGGAUAUUUAUAUAUGUAAAUGUAAUAAUAAUAAUAUAAUACAUUUCAUUUGUACAGCACUUUUCGUUCAUAUUGAAACUCAAAGUGCUCUUGUAUUAAUUACAUAGAACACACAACAUAGAGGAAAUAGUGAUAAGAGUGUAUACAAUAGUGUGCUGUACUACUUUAUCAGGCCGUGGUGUUGAUGUGACUGGAAGAGAUGAUGUAGUUUCCAGAAUGACUGAACAAACAAAUUGCAUUUUCUUUUGUCAUACUGUAUCUGUUUCAUUUUCUCUCUUUGCCUGCCAUUCUUUUUAUAAGCAGUGUCUGAAUUACAUUAAAUGUCACCCUCUUUAAAUCAGCA